UUAAUCUUCUCCAUCCUUAAUUAUCCUUGUUCCUUCAUGGUUUAUUAUUAUCUCUUUGGUGUUUUUCUAUGAGUAUCUAGGUUUCUAUGGGCAUUUUCAGUUUUCCUUUCGUUUAAAGUCUAAAACAACUCAAAAUGCCCUGGUUGAGCUCUUUUAACACUCUCGGCGUAAAAACUCACAAAUGUACUUGCAGUCGCAUUCAUAUUUACGAUUAUUUAUUUCUUACUUUCUGUAGAGUACAGCGACUUACAAAUCUUCCUUUGGAACUUAUUACAUCUAGCGAGUACUUACAAGUCGUAUCGUACGGCCCUAUGGGUCACUAUAACUGCCAUUUGGAUUCAGACUUUAUCAGACCGGAAAAGCCAUGCUGCCACUACGUGGGAAGCGAGUUGAGCCACUGUAGAGUGUGCAGGUACGCGACAGUGCUGUAUUUCUUGGACAAUGUAGAAGAGGGAGGGGAGACUGCCUUUCCCAUUGCAGACAACAGCACAUUCGAUAACGAGGAGUGGAUCCGCGAUGCUGAAAACGUGUGCAACUUAGCCAAGAAUUGCUACAAAGCAAACGUAGUGGUUAAACCAGAGAGAGGGAAAGCGGUACUUUGGUACAACCACCUCGUGGACAAUAAAACUGGAUGGUUAGGAGAACUUGAUCAGUACACAUUCCACGGAGGGUGUGAUGUGAAACGAGGAACCAAAUGGAUCGCAAAUAGCUGGAUAAGCGUUGGAGAAGACAGAGAGAGAGACCUUCUUAAUUGGAUUGAGCUUAGUGAAUAUGAAGAGGAGAAAGAAAACGAUACUUCUACUAGUGAUUCAAACAUAGAUUCUCCCCACCAAGAACUGUGAUCACAUAGCUAUUUGCAAUACAUAUGCCUCAUUGUACCUUUCUGCCGGUACGCUUCGACGGCAUAUCAGGAGAGUUUAGUCGAGCCAUGGUUCGUAUUUUGGCGAAACGCAGUCGAGCCAAAAUAUCCAUCGCGAGACCAAACGAGCCUGAUUUGCCGUCGAAGCGUGCCAAAAAGGUACGAUUAGGUAUUUACCGUGCUCAAAUUCAGCCAAGUAAUCAUGACAUCAUAGCCAAAUCAGGUCAGUGACUUGAUAUCGCAGUAUAUCGGGACAGUGUAGACACGGCUUCUGAUUGGCUACUUGCGAAUGUGGUUACGACAAAACUGAAAACGACAUUAAUGCAUGAAAGUUGUCACAACAACUGCUCUCGGAUGACAAUCUUUUUCAAGGGUACCUGUGUGAUGUACCCCACAAAUAAAAUGCUCUGGUUUGGAAGUUUUAAGUUGUCAAAUCUUUAGAAAUAGAACGCACUUUUUUUUUUCGUAAGGCUUGCAAAAACUGUGGAAUAAUGAUGUCAGUCGCUAUUCUUUUGAAAAAAAGGAGGGCUCUUUCAGAGGAAAACCACUCUUCAUUUGCCUCCGAUCGUUUGGUUUAUUCCCGUAGUACGAUAUAAUUAACACUGUUGACAGAACAAACUAGUAUGUUUAGAUUUUGCUCACAUGAAUAAAAUAAAAUUAUAAUGAUGAUUUAAAACUUAAACUGGUACAAUUUUUUCUUGAACGAAACAGUUUCGCAUUUCCUCAAGUGUUUACUGUAAGGCUUGACUCCGGUUUUCGUAGCACGAACCAACUAGAGUAAUUAAUCCUUCUUUUUGGAUGGGAGGGUGUAGGAGGCACGGUGGCCUCAUGGUUAAUAAGCUCGACUCCGGAUCGAGCGGUCCGGGUUCGAGCCCUGGCCG
Molecule: messenger RNA, 1740 nt
Organism: Orbicella faveolata
Lineage: Eukaryota; Metazoa; Cnidaria; Anthozoa; Scleractinia; Merulinidae
Product: transmembrane prolyl 4-hydroxylase-like
Biological process (GO): peptidyl-proline hydroxylation to 4-hydroxy-L-proline
Cellular component (GO): endoplasmic reticulum
Molecular function (GO): calcium ion binding; iron ion binding; L-ascorbic acid binding
Source: RefSeq, a predicted model, not a curated record